UGACCGGCAUGAGCGCGCUCCCGGGCCAGUGACCAAGUCGAGGAUGGACUGCGGCUCCGUCGCGGCCGAGAGGCCGAAGCGCCCGUCCGGCCGCCGGCGGCUCCUGCUCCUCCUGGCCGCCGGCCGCGCUGGAGGGCCGGGCGGCCGCGGAAUCCUCGCGCGCCGCCUCCUGCCCGCGCUCCCCGGCGGCCCGGGGGCGCUGCGCCCCGCCGCUCAGGCGGCCCGCGGCGGCGCGGCACGUGCCUCCCCGCUGCUCCUCCUCUUUCUGGUGCCCUGCCCGCGCCGGGCGGCCGUGGCCCCGCGUCGGCCGCCGGCGGACUGGGAGCGUCCGCGCGCCGGACCCCCGGGACCCCCGGCUGGGCGCGGCGGCGUGUGGAGAAGCCAGCCGGGCCUGGCCCCGGGCCUCGCGGGUGCGGCGGGCGCGCUCCCCCGGUGCCUCGGCCGGGUGGCCGCCCUGGCGUCCUCCAGGAGAGAGCUGAGCCUCUGCGCUGGGAGCCUGCAGCUGGACAGCAGAAGGAGAGAGUUCACCUCUUCUGGGAACAGGAAGCACUACUUCGACACCCAUGCCUUAGUGUGUGUGCUGGAGGAGAAUGGGUUUACUACUCAACAAGCAGAAGUCAUUGUGUCUGCCUUGAUCAAGAUCAUGGAGGCCAACAUGGAUAUCGUCUACAAAGAUAUGGUCACCAAGAUGCAGCAGGAGAUCACUCUUCAGCAAAUAAUGUCUCAGAUCGCUAACGUGAAGAAAGAUAUGAUUAUUUUGGAGAAGAGUGAAUUUUCAGCCCUCAGAUCAGAAAAUGAGAAAAUAAAACUUGAGCUCCAUCGGUUAAAACAGCAAGUAAUGGAUGAAGUGAUCAAAGUCCGAACAGAUACCAAAUUAGACUUCAAUCUAGAAAAGAGCAGAGUGAAAGAACUGCAUUCGUUAAACGAAAGGAAGCUGCUGGAAAUAAAAACAGAAAUGGUGUCACUGCAUGCCCAGCAGGAUCGGGCCGUCACGCAGACAGACAGGAAGAUAGACACCGAGGUUGCUGGCCUUAAAACCAUGCUUGAGUCACACAAGCUUGAUAAUAUUAAAUAUUUAGCAGGAUCUGUAUUUACGUGCCUAACAGUAGCUCUGGGAUUUUAUCGCCUGUGGAUGUAAUAAAGUGUCUAUUUAAAGAGCAUUCUAUUGUUCUGCCUUAAGAAUACCAGAUUCUUGCUGUACUUUUUUUUCUCAUUUCUAAUUAUAAUGCUGAUUUUUAAAAUUUAAUGCACAUUAUUUAUAUUAUGCAAAUGAUGGACAUAUAACCACGGCAAAGAAGUGAGAAAUUUCAUAACUGCUUCUUUCAUCUCUUCUAUUUAGUUAACUUUAUAACUCUUGAGUGGUGGAAAAAGCAAGGAGGACUCCACUCCCCUGGACCAGUGAACUCAGUCUAACUUGCAGGACAUAGCAACAAUAAAUAUGUGUAGAACUCUGCAAUUUUAAAUCUUCUGUCUCAUCAAGGAUUUGGGGUCUCCAUGUAAAGGCACAGAAGCUUUACUAAGUGCUGAAGAAUCAAGGUAACCAAACCAAGAGCAUCACAUCUUCUUCACCUGCUGACCCAGACCCUGACGUCAGCCGGUCCCUGUGUUAGAGGUUGCGUUUCAAGUCCAGUCAGUCCGUAGCCUCAUGCUACACUGUACUUGACACCAGAGAGAGAUUUUUUUCUUUUAGUUGCAUUAUCUUGGUUAUUAUUCCGCUUAUUGUUUAUGUGCCUUCCAGCUGGAAAAUCUUGUUGUCUAAUGAAGUAUUAGGAUUAGGAUGGAGACGGUCUCAGCCUCCUGCUGUGCCCACUUCCUCUACCUCCUUCCCCCUCACUCAGCCCCUCCUCCUCUCCCUCCUGAUUUAAGAGCUAUCAUAAUGCUCCAGGGAUGACAUUGUCUCCCUAGAAAACAUGCUCCCUCUCGGCAUGGAAGUCAGCUUCAGUAUGUGUGAUCGUCACCCUAAUGGCCUUCAACUUUUUACACGAUGCAAGGGAAGCACACGGUAUAAUGUCUGUAGCAAUCCUGAGAUAGUUAGAUAGUGUAUGUACUCCUCAGAAAUAUCUUUAAUGAAGAUGCCUUUGCCCAUUACAAGCUCAGGUCAAAGGCUUUGAAAAUUAGAGAACUGUCCUGCCAGGUAUUAGCCUAAUGUGGGUCAGAUUCUUUGGUUGUUAAAGACAUUCUCAUAGCGACCUUACCUCUGCAUUUAAAACAGAUUACUAGAUACAGCGGGGCGGGGUGGGGGGGGUUUGGAAAUGCACAUUCUCAUCUUACUUGAAUGACCUGCACAUAAAAAGAAUAAGCAUUCAAGAAAUGAUGACAUCAGAUGUCUCCUGUCUUUCUCACAUGUGCAUGUGCUUAUCUGUGCAUACCUGGUUCAGUGGAAAAACCACAUAGAGACUUCGGAUCACACAGGUAGAAUAAACUACCCAUCAUCACUCUUCCAUCCACAGUGGUGACUAAGUUGUCCUCUGUCCUUCGGAUGCCAUUUCUAAACUUUUUAAGUCAUCACCUUGUUUGAGAACAUUUGUGUAGCUUAAAGAUUCUGAGCUCCAGAUAAGUAUGAAAAUCAAGUACUUUGGCAUUCGUGGUGUCAAAGUGAAAAAUAAUCUUUUUUUCAACUAGAUCCAAAGUUGUCUUAACUGCCUCAAAAGAUACUUCAGCAAUAUAUUCUUUCCCUUUCAGAGAAGCUUCUCCAGGAAAUACUGUUCAUUUAACAAUCGCCUCCAAUAUUAAAGAGUGAGAAGUGACCUCCCGUUAAGCCACCUGUGCAGCAUAACUUUGGUUAGGGAGAGCCAGGAGGAGGCUGGAGCACAUGUGCUUUGACAAAAGGAGACAGCACUGUCCGCGGUUCUGUUUCAAAGGGAAUGCUAACGUAUUCGCAAAGUGACCUUAUAUGCUGAUAAAAUAUUUUUUAAAUAACAUUCAGCUGGGUGACUUUCUGUCCUCUGCCAAAAGCAUUCCAUGUGACAUUCCUCCUAGUGAGGGUGGGCCGCACCCGCCCGUCACUUGGUCCGGGCCAUCACUGGCUGCAGUGGAGUCCUCCAAAGCACCAGCCCGCACCUCCCCGGCCUCGGGAACAACGAACUCUCCUCUUGGUGGCCUGGACUGCGGGCGUAGAUGGAGACCAGGAGAGUUCGGGACUGUGUUCUCUGUUUAGUCAAGUAUAUUCUAUUUUAAAGCACAGGAGCAGAAAGACAAGCAUACCCUUCCCGGCUCUCUCCCGGACAUCUGUGAGCCUCUAAGUGGCUGGGGCUGGAUGCUGUAUGACGGCUCCUGAGCUCACCUGGCUGAGAGGAAAUUCAGCAUUAGCACUCGGAAGGGAGAAGAUGCCUGACGAAACUCCCUGCCUCUAGCACGUGGGGGAAUUGGCCAAAGUGAGAUCCUGAAGAUCACCCCUCCAGGCACAGGUUCCUAACCCUGAAUGUCAAGUGGCCUGAGUCCUUACUUCCUGUUCAUGCACAAACCACUCGGAAGGUUCCUCCAUGCCUUCUCUCCACUCCCCUGCUCUUUAUCUUAUUUAGAAGAGCUUAAACUCCAGCCCGACUCCUCUCCCAUUCCCUUCAUAAGCCAGCCUGUUUGUGUGUGUGGUUCUUUAGAGAAAACGUGAAUUCUGACUUCCUUGCUGGUCUCAGCCCUCCACUAAGGACUUUUCCAGCUCAGUAGCUAACAAAACUACAUCUGAAGGUCUUUGUCUUUCCGCUUAAGGAUGUCAAGUACCUCAGUCGAGAAGUCUCCAGUUCAGGAAGAAAGGCUUGAACCAGCCAUCUUGCCCUGAGCUCUUUGAAAACCAAACCCCUGAGCCACAGUGUCUGUGGCCCGGCCUGGGCCGUGUCCCUCUGCUGCCGCAGAGUGACGAGCUCGUCCUUCCGUCCCAGGCUUCUCUGCAGCUCUCCUGCUAACUAGCUGUGUCAGCAUUGGCAGGGACCUCUCCCCCCGAUACGCCGUGUUCUGAGAAUUUUGGCCUCAUUCCUGAACAAAUGUCGUAUAGACGGCACUAUGGAACUCAUGUCUAGAAAACUGGCUCUUAACAUAACGUUCAUCACAUGUGUUGCGACUUUUCUGACACUGAAGCAAAAACAUGUUAAUCAGGAGUGAUUUAUUUUUUAUAGAAAAUGUUUGAGCCUGUUUAGCCUUUUAUCAGGGUUUCAUUUGGAAAAUACCAACCUUCCUGCAGAUUUAUAACUUAUGUUCCUCUCAUUAUAACCCAAAUCGUUUCUUAACCCUUUCAUUACUUAAGCAAAUGUUUGGUUACAUUUUACUGUAUAAUAGAGGGGCCCUAAUAGUCUUAUGAUCUAAAAUAAAAUAUUUAAUUUUAUGUGAUUAGAAUGCUGUUCUGUUUGUUCACAUUGAAUAUGAAAAACUGGAACAACUUCUGCCCACACUGUUUCUACUGUUUUUCCUUCCAGUUGUAUAUGAUAAUGAUGUAAUAUUUUAAAAAUCUAAAACCUAAACAUAUUUGAAUUUGCAUACAGGAUAUAUUUGAAAGUGGUUAUUUGAUUUAAAAAAUAAAUUUUUAUUCAAAAGAC
This is a messenger RNA of Dama dama (fallow deer), 4526 nucleotides long. It is a transcript of the gene MCUR1, whose product is annotated as mitochondrial calcium uniporter regulator 1. Bases 44 to 1138 code for a protein of 364 amino acids. The transcript has 9 exons. The record is from RefSeq and is a predicted model, not a curated record. Gene Ontology annotation, cellular component: mitochondrion; mitochondrial inner membrane. Lineage: Eukaryota; Metazoa; Chordata; Mammalia; Artiodactyla; Cervidae. Gene Ontology annotation, biological process: calcium import into the mitochondrion; positive regulation of mitochondrial calcium ion concentration.